Molecule: messenger RNA, 333 nt
Organism: Alternaria triticimaculans
Lineage: Eukaryota; Fungi; Ascomycota; Dothideomycetes; Pleosporales; Pleosporaceae
Exons: 2
Coding region: 1-333 (110 amino acids)
Source: RefSeq, a predicted model, not a curated record
AUGCCCAUCCCCCAGGUCACCGUGGCCGACGAGCCUACCUGGCCCGAGGUCACUGCCUGGUCCACCUCCGUCAUUCUGCCUCCCAGCGGGAUGCCCAUCCUCAUGGUCACCGUGGCCGACACGCCUUCCGAGGCAACCCCCACCGCUACCGCCGCUACCACCGCUGUCGCCGAGGACAGCACUGACGCUACCACAGUCAUUGUGGAGACAGACGAGGCUUGGGAGGCUAAUCUCCUCGAGGACAUGAAGGUCGCUUCGAUGAAGCGGACCCAGCACAAGGAGAACAAGAAGAGGUGCGGCAAGAAGCGGUGCCCUCCUUGCGCCAUGAUGUAG